UUCUCGAAAUCAACGGUGAUUAUGUGGACUGCUCCUUUAAAAGUUCACCAUUCUCGUGGUCUCUGGGAACGUCCGAUCUCGACGAAUCCGCUACUUGCCUAUUUUACCCUUCCACUCGCUUCUCUAUGUAAACAAAUUAACUUCUUCUCUUCGUCUUCGCUUUCAACUUUCUAUCAGUCUCUGUUACGUCAUUAUAAUUAAAAAUCGUCAUGGCCAAGAUCAAGAUUGGAAUCAACGGAUUCGGAAGAAUCGGACGUUUGGUGGCGAGAGUUGCUCUGCAAAGAGACGACGUUGAGCUUGUAGCUGUUAAUGAUCCUUUCAUUACAACGGACUACGUGACGUACAUGUUCAAGUAUGAUAGUGUUCAUGGGCAAUGGAAUAAGCACGAACUCAAGGUCAAGGACUCAAAGACUCUGCUCUUUGGAGAUAAGCCCGUCACUGUUCUUGGUGUCAGGAACCCUGAGGAGAUCCCAUGGGGUGAGACUGGAGCUGAAUACGUUGUAGAGUCCACUGGAGUUUUUACCGACAAGGACAAAGCUGCUGCUCACUUGAAGGGUGGUGCAAAGAAGGUUGUAAUUUCUGCACCCAGUAAAGAUGCUCCCAUGUUUGUUAUGGGUGUGAAUGCCACUGAAUACAAGAAAGACAUUGAUAUUGUUUCAAAUGCUAGUUGCACUACCAACUGUCUUGCUCCAUUGGCUAAGGUUAUUCAUAACAAAUUUGGUAUUAUUGAGGGUCUUAUGACCACUGUCCACUCCAUUACUGCCACUCAAAAGACUGUUGAUGGCCCUUCAAUGAAGGACUGGAGAGGUGGCAGAGCUGCUUCUUUCAACAUCAUUCCCAGCAGUACCGGAGCUGCUAAGGCUGUUGGUAAAGUCCUGCCAGCAUUGAAUGGAAAAUUGACUGGAAUGGCAUUCCGUGUUCCCACUGUGGAUGUUUCAGUAGUCGACCUCACUGUCAGACUGGAGAAGAAGGCCACUUACGACCAGAUCAAAGCUGCUGUCAAGGAAGCAUCUGAGGGUGAAAUGAAAGGAAUUAUUGGUUACACAGAGGAUGAUUUGGUGUCAACAGAUUUUCUUGGUGACAGCAGAUCAAGCAUUUUUGAUGCCAAAGCUGGAAUUGCUUUGAAUGACAACUUUGUGAAGCUUGUCUCUUGGUACGACAAUGAAUGGGGUUACAGCACCCGCGUCAUCGACUUGAUCGUCCACAUGGCUUCUUGUAAAUGAACAAGGAGUGUGAUUGGAGGAGAUGGGACUGAUUGGCAACUUGUUCUCAAAAUUAAAAUCCUUUCAAAUUUUACAAGUUUUGAUGUUUAGAGCAAGGUGUCUGAUUAAUUGCGUUAAAUUUGACACUCUACAACUAUGUUACAAGGCUUUAAUCAAAUUUUUCAUAAAUUGAGGGUUAUAAUUAAUUUUUUGAGUUAGGUUUGAAUCA
Messenger RNA from Mangifera indica (mango), 1431 nucleotides. Its product is annotated as glyceraldehyde-3-phosphate dehydrogenase, cytosolic-like. The record is from RefSeq and is a predicted model, not a curated record. The transcript has 11 exons. Gene Ontology annotation, biological process: glucose metabolic process. Gene Ontology annotation, molecular function: NADP binding; NAD binding; oxidoreductase activity, acting on the aldehyde or oxo group of donors, NAD or NADP as acceptor. NCBI's taxonomy places the organism in Eukaryota, Viridiplantae, Streptophyta, Magnoliopsida, Sapindales, Anacardiaceae. Bases 210 to 1223 code for a protein of 337 amino acids.